Molecule: messenger RNA, 882 nt
Organism: Drosophila albomicans
Lineage: Eukaryota; Metazoa; Arthropoda; Insecta; Diptera; Drosophilidae
Product: histone-lysine N-methyltransferase SETD1B
Exons: 3
Coding region: 1-882 (293 amino acids)
Source: RefSeq, a predicted model, not a curated record
AUGUCCAAGCUCAGCGCUUUAUUCGUGCUCAGCUGCCUGCUGGCCUUUGCCUUGGCUGUGCCGGAGCCACGCCAGCUGCGUCAACAGCAGCAACAGCUGCGUCAGCAAUUGCAGCACUUGCAACAUCCGUAUCUCUUCUUGAGCGUGCCACGUGGACGCGCCAAUGCUGGCGCCGUAGUUCAAGGCUUUGAGAUUGUCGAAGAGAACGAAGAUGACAUCGACCAUCUUGGCAACGAUGAUGACGAUGACGAAGACGAUGACGCUGCUGUGCAGCAUGACGAUGAUGAGGACGAACACGAAGCGCACUUGCAACGUGGCUUGAGCUUGGCACGCAAUGGUCAACUGGUGCUGCUUAAGAACGACGCCGAACAGGACGAUGACGACGAUGACGAACAGGACGAUGACGAACAGGACAACGCUGCCCCACAGCUGCCUUUGCCCACGCAAAUGAUGGUGGCCAGAGAUCAGGCCGGUGCCAUCAUGGUGCCCGAUGGCAUCGUCGAGAUCGAGGGUCAGAGCAUUGUCGAUGAGAAGACGGGCAAGGCAGCGUUGCUCGUGCCACGUGCCGCACUCGAUGCCAUUCCCGAUGGCGCCGUUGUGGCGCUCAUGGAGCGCAGCAGCGCCACCGAUGCUUUGGCCGCCGUCGGCGAGGAGCGCGCCAAUCGUGUGAUUGUGCGUCGCCGCAAGAACGCCGGCCGUCGCAACGUUGUCCGUCGUCGUCGCGGCGGUCGCCGUCCGGUGCAGCGUCGUCGCCGUGGCGGACAGCGUCGUCGUGGUGGCAACAACAGGCGUCGCAAUGUCCGUGUCGUGCGUCCCAAUGGCAAUCGCAGACGCGGCAACGUCCAGCGUCGUCGCGGUGGUCAGGUCAUGUUCCAGGGUUAA